AUGGAGGAGUUUGAGCGCAGGUUUGGCACCCAUUCCUCCGAAGACAUGUCUGUCACCGAAGAGAUUCUUAAGAAACAGAAACAAUACGAAGACAACCGACACAUCCAUCCCAUGAAACUGCUCUUCGACUGCACUAACGUUAAGGAAAUGUUGAAGACGUGUUGCAAACCGAGGGCUAAUCACGUGAGGCUUCAGAUAUGGCUACUGUUCCUGUCGAUGGCUAUCUAUAUCAUGGCAUACAUGGCUCCCAUUGUCUUCAUGUUUCAGUUCUGUCAGAAGGUUUAUAAUUGGGAUUCAGAGACCUAUAGCAAUGUGUCGGCCGGAGCCAGCUUUAUAUCAUGUGCGGCCACUCUCAUCAUCGCACCCAUACUUAUCAAGGGCUUCACAUUUAAGGACACGUCUCUGGCAAUGGUGGGCAUCGCCUCAUUUGCCGCUCAAUACGUACUGAAGGGCCUAAUCCUGAGCCCCAUC
This is a messenger RNA of Oppiella nova, 471 nucleotides long. The record is from the annotation of a GenBank genome assembly. Lineage: Eukaryota; Metazoa; Arthropoda; Arachnida; Sarcoptiformes; Oppiidae.